Lactuca saligna is the source of this 800-nucleotide messenger RNA. The record is from the annotation of a GenBank genome assembly. Lineage: Eukaryota; Viridiplantae; Streptophyta; Magnoliopsida; Asterales; Asteraceae.
GUUUCCACUCAAGAUUGGGGAAACCUAGGGUUUGUAAUUGAAGAUGUCUUUUCUGUCUCUAGUUACUAUAUUCGUGGAUGGGUAUAUAGUUGCAUAAGUGAGUCUUCCUGCUAGUGAUACACCUGCUAAGGUGAAGCAGUAAGAUGAAGCUUGUUGACUCCAAAGAUGCUUUUGCCUCAAAAGUGACAUUUAUCGUUGGUCGAGAUCGUCUUCUAAAGGUUCCCACAGAAAACAUUAAAAAUUUCUCCAUCAUUGCACAUAUUGAUCAUAGAAAAUCGACAUUAGCUGAUAAAUUGCUUCAAGUGACGGGUACAGUGCAAUCACGUGAUAUGAGGGAGCAGUUUCUGAUUGUUCUUCAAUGGUCACCUAUAACAUUGAAUUCGUUUUUCUAUAGGUUUAAUGGUUCUUCUCCAAAAGGGGUCACAAACCUUGUGUAUGUAGGCAAUGAGCAGAAAGAGAUGUCAAAAACUAGCUGUGGUUAUAACUUCAUCAACACUCCAGUUUCAAAACUUUUACCUGUUGUAGUGGAAUCUUCUCAAGAUUUUUUACCUCUUCUAUUACUCACAAUGGAUCGCCCCCCUGAGUUUUGGAAAGUGGAGCCAACCAAGCAAUUAACCAAUCUAAAACAUCAUAGUGCAAGUUCAAUUCCAGAACAACCACCUGAAACUUACCUAUCUGGAAGAAAUCCAUUGAAAGGAACACGUAGUACUUUUGAACAGCAAGAAUGGGCAGCUAAAAUUGUUGAUUCUUUGAAGCAUGGGGUAAACGCAAAAUUCCAAAAUGAAGGAACAGAAAGCUGA